AUGGCUGUGGCUUCAGAAUUGGGCGCAAACACCGCGCAAUCAACACCUGCCCUCAAUGUUGCCCAGGACCCGCUACCUGAGUCUCGAUCUGUGGUAGAGGUCCUGCCGCCUCAGAAUGAUUCUGAACCAAUCGUUCCUGCUACUCAGCCUGAGCAGAUUCAACAUGAGGCACAACCCGCCACUGGUGACCCAGGACAAAUAGCCCCCACUCCCCAGAUUGAGCAAGUGCAACAUGCUGCCCAGGCAGUCCUGGAUGUAACUGGGGGGCAGCCGUCGACUGUUCCGGCGCCCUCCCAUACUGAAUACGAAACGUUGUCUGAACACUUAACAAAAGAUCCAUUUGAUGGUGCUGCUUGGCAAGCGCUGACCACUCUAGCAGAUCAUUCCGGAGACCUGGAGAUGAUAUCGAAUGUCUAUGACCGUCUGCUAGAUGCAUUUCCCAAUACCCCAUCGGCACAAAUUGCGUACCUAACGCAUUUCUUGACCCCAACUAACUUCCCAAAAGCUGAAGCUCUGUUCUCCCGCUUCCUUCGUCCUUCGCCUUCUGUUGAAUUAUGGACGUUUUAUCUGAUUUACGUGCGCCGUGUAAACCCAAACCCCACUGAAACUGCAGCCCGCUUGACCAUUAAGAAAGCGUACGAGUUCGCCCUCAACCAUGUAGGACAUGAUAAGGAUUCGGGGGAGAUUUGGCGUGAUUAUAUAGAUUUCCUCAAAAGUGGAGGGACAAGUACCACAUGGGAUGCCCAACAAAAGAUGGACGCCCUUAGGAGUGCCUACCAUCGGGCCGUAGUUGUUCCGAUAGAGAAUGUUGAAUCUAUAUGGCGCGAACUUGAUGCCUUCGAAACUAAUUUGAACAAGAUCACGGCUAAAAAGUUUCUGGGGGAUUUGUCUCCACCUUACAUGACUGCGAGAACUACUUUACGAGAUUUGCGUCGAAUGAUGGAGCCAUUGUCGAUACCAACAAUCAAGCUUCCUUCAGCUGCUGUGACAUCACUGCCUGCUCUGAACUUGCCCGCACGUCCUACAUGGAUUGGAGAGUCUGACCGAUCACUUUGUCAUGCGUGGAAAACGUACCUCAAAUGGGAAGAGACCAAUCCGCUUGAUAUUGAUGAUCCCGCCGUGCUCCAAGCCAGAGUAUCAGCGGCUUAUAAGAAGGCUGUUAUCCGAAUGCGCUUUUUCCCCGAAAUAUGGUUUAUGGCAUCCACUUAUACGAACUCGAUCGGGAAAACUGAAGAAGCUGCGUCAGUGCUGAAACAAGGAAUGGAAGCUAACCGUACAUCGUUUCUCCUUCACUUUGCCUAUGCCGAGCUGCAGGAAUCGUUGGGCAAAUUCCCUGAGGUUCACAAGACAUAUGAUACUCUUUUAGCAGCGUUGCAUGCUCAGCUUGAGUCCCUUGAAACUUCAAUCAAUGCAGAGGUUGAGGCAGCUAGGAACUCUAUUCCAUCCACUGGUGCGAUCAAUGGCGAACUCUCAGCAGAACGAGAUGAACGCGCAAAGCAAGUUCUCGACCGUCGUAACAAGGAGCUCGAGUCCAUGAAGGGAGAGUUGGGGACGGUUUGGAUAAUGCUUAUGAGAUUCGCCAGGAGGGCAGAAGGGCUAAAGCCGGCUCGGACCGUUUUUGCGCGAGCACGGAAAGACAAAUUUUGUCAUUGGGGUGUGUACGAAGCUGCGGCGCUUAUGGAGUAUCACUGUACCAAGGCCGCCGAUGUCGCUACCAAGAUUUUUGAAAUUGGGCUCAAGAUAUUCGGAGAAGAUGCCGAGUUCGUUCUGCGGUAUCUCGGAUUCUUGAUAUCGAUCAAUGAUGAAAAUAAUGCCCGAGCUUUAUUUGAGCGGGUAAUACCCACGUCUUCACCCGAAGUUGCCCGUCCUCUGUGGGAACGCUGGGCUCGGUAUGAAUAUAACUUUGGUGACUUCUCGGCAUCCCAAAAAUUAGAGAAACGGCUAGCCGAGAUCUAUCCGAACGGUUUGUCGGCGCUUCUGCUCGUUUAG
Messenger RNA from Cantharellus anzutake, 1989 nucleotides. RefSeq names its product Suf-domain-containing protein. The coding region runs from base 1 to 1989 and encodes 662 amino acids. Gene Ontology annotation, biological process: mRNA 3'-end processing. The transcript has 9 exons. Gene Ontology annotation, cellular component: nucleus. Gene Ontology annotation, molecular function: mRNA binding; protein binding. The record is from RefSeq and is a predicted model, not a curated record. Lineage: Eukaryota; Fungi; Basidiomycota; Agaricomycetes; Cantharellales; Hydnaceae.